This is a messenger RNA of Daucus carota subsp. sativus, 3855 nucleotides long. Its product is annotated as disease resistance protein RPV1-like. The transcript has 5 exons. NCBI's taxonomy places the organism in Eukaryota, Viridiplantae, Streptophyta, Magnoliopsida, Apiales, Apiaceae. Gene Ontology annotation, biological process: defense response; signal transduction. The record is from RefSeq and is a predicted model, not a curated record. Bases 94 to 3753 code for a protein of 1219 amino acids. Gene Ontology annotation, molecular function: ADP binding.
CACACUUGCGAAGACUUGGAUCAAAACACACUAGUAAAAGAAAGACUUCAAGUAUACAGAGUGCAUCCGGGAGAGACCUUAGUUGAAUCAAUAAUGGCUUUUGUGUUAUGGGAAACGUUGAAAGAAUCAAUCUCAGCAUACGCAGAUCUCUCACCUGUGACUUUGCUUACAUCUGUAACUUUGGGACUUGCCUUGUUCUACGCUAUUUGGGUGAUGUUUAGGCCCUCUGCUCAGCCACAGCAGCAGCAGAGUUUGGUGGUGAAAGACAAGAAUGAAGUUACAACUAGUCAAUUAGCUGUUGUCACCUCAUCCCCUCUAUGGGAUGUCUUUUUGAGUUUUUGUGGCCAAGACACUCGCGGAAAUUUCAUUUCACAUCUUUACCAUGCUUUGGAUCAGGCAGAGAUCGUAACCUUCCUAGACGAACCUGCACUUGAAAAGGGUGAAGAAAUUUCAAGAGGACUGCCUGAAGCAAUCAGAAAUUCUAAGAUGUUUGUAGUUGUUAUCUCAGAGAACUAUGCUGAUUCGUCGUGGUGCCUUGAUGAGCUUGUAGAGAUCCUGAGUUGCAAGAGAACAAACAAUCAGGUAGUUAUUCCCGUAUUUUACUAUAUUGAUCCAUCACACCUACGACACCACAACGGGAGUUUCGGUGCAGCUCUUAAAAAGCAUGAGAAGCGUCACUCUGUUGAUAGGAUUCACAAGUGGAAAUCUGCACUUGCUGAAUUCGCAGAUUUAUCAGGAUACCAUUUGAAAGACACGAAAGAAGAGAGGGAAGCACAUACAGUUCAACAUAUUGUUCAGGAUGUAUUGUCACAAGUACCAACAAAGGCUGUGCACCUUGAAAGAGGUCUAUUUGGGAUAGAUCUUGCUGUCGAAGAGAUAUAUCAACAGCUAAGCAUCGAGUCAAAUGAUGUCCGCGCCCUUGGAAUAUGUGGGAUGGGUGGAAUUGGGAAAACGACUAUAGCCAAGGCCUUCUACAACAAGCACGCCCACGAAUUUGAUAUAAGUUGUUUUAUGGAAAAUGAUAAACAGAAUUCACAAGGAGCUAGUCCUCCACUUUCUUUACUUCACCAACUCCUGAAAGAGCUUCUCAGAGUGAAGGAUUUGAAGGUCCGUGAUUAUGGAAGUGCACUACGUAAAUUGGAAAAAUUUAUCAGUUCUAAGAAAGCCCUCGUUGUUCUUGAUGAUUUAGACCAGUAUAGCUGUUCAGAAUUGCUAGUACGGAUUUACCAGCAGUUUUCAGUUGGUAGCAGAAUCAUUUUUACGGCAAGAGAUACAAACCUUCCAAAUCAACUGAAAGUGGCGAUGUCAAAUGUAGACAUAUAUAUGGUGAAGCAUUUGGAUCACACGGAUUCAUUGAAGCUCUUUAGCUAUCAUGCUUUUAACAUAUCAAAGCCUCCCGGAAAAUACUUAGAUCUGUCAGAAUGUUUUGUCAUGUACACGGGAGGCCUUCCACUAGCUCUAAAGGUGUUGGGUUCGUCUUUGUGCGGUAGAACAGAUGUUUCAUUUUGGAAAGUUAAAUUGGAAAAGGUUAAAAAAAUUCCAUUGAAAGAUAUUCAAAAAGUCCUUCAACUGAGUUACGAUGAAUUAGAAGAUGAAACGGUGAAGGCUAUCUUCCGCUAUAUUGUAUUCUUCUUCCUGGAUAAGAACAUAAAUGAGGCUAUUGAUGUAUUCAAAUCCUGUGGUUUUUUUCCGGAAGUUGGGAUACCAAUUCUAGUUGAAAGGUCUCUGCUAACCAUUGAUUUAGCUAAAAGACUUCAAAUGCAUAAUCUUAUACAAGAUAUGGGAAGGAACGUCAAAGAAUCCAAACAUGGGCUCUUGUACUUGGAUCAGGAAGAAGCUUCCCAGACUUUGCCAAAUACAACGGACAUGGAUAAAAUUGAAGCCCUGGUUGUAGAUUGUACAACGUCAAUCAACAAAUACUGCAAUGCCCAGCUAUUUGAAAGGUUGCCAAAUCUCAGAUUAAUAAAACUAGUUGAUGUAUAUGAUAUCAAAGGAAAAAUCAAAGCUUCAUUUCAUGAGUUGAGGUACAUCAGUUGGCAUGGCUGUCCCUGGACCCAUUUAUCUUAUGGUGUUCAUCUACAAAAACUUGUCGUUUUAGACAUGCCAUUCAGCAGAUUUGAAACAUUGUGGAAGAUUGCUAAGUUGUCAUCUUUGCGUCAUUUGAAUUUGGAAGGAUGCAUUUACUUGAAGGAAUUGCCAGAUUCAAUUGGGCACUUGACUGGUCUAUACCAUUUGAAUCUCAAUGAUUGUGUAAAACUAAAACGACUUCCCAAACCCAUCACACAAUUGACUACUCUGAGUUGUUUGAAUAUGAGUGGUUGGAGCAAUCUGAAACAAUUGCCGGAGCAAUUGGGCGAAUUGAAAGGCUUAAAGAGGCUUAAUGCAAGUUGUACAGCAAUAGAGCAACUGCCAGAUUCAAUUGCUCACUUGAAGAAAUUAGGUUAUUUGGAUUUGAGGGACUGUAAGAAUCUUAGAAAGUUACCUGAGCAGUUUGGGAACAUGGAAGGCUUGGUGUACUUUAAUGCAGGUGGCAGUGCAAUCGAACAACUGCAAGACUCGUUUUCAGACCUGCUUAAUUUGGUCCAUCUGAAUCUCUCUGGAUGUUCAGAGCUGAAGAGAUUGCCUGAGCAGUUGGGGAAGAUGCAAUGUCUAGAAUUCCUAGAUGCAUCUCAUACAGCAAUUAAAGAAUUACCGGAUUCUAUUGGAUCACUGCCUAGGAUAAAAGUGUUGGGUCUCGCCAAGUGCGAGAAGCUUACGUAUGUCCCAAAUAGCAUCCGCAAUCUUAAAUCAAUUGGAAGCUUAUAUCUUAGCACCUGUGAGGACAUAGUAGAAAUUGAGUUGAUUGAGAAUGUGAAAGAUAUGAACUUGCAGCACCUGGGUCUGAGUUGUAAUAUAAGACUUUGGUUGCCCAUCAUUCUAAGCUUCUCUUCUCUGAUAUCAUUAAGUCUCCGUGAUAAGUGCGGGAGCCCCUCCCCAACCAAACCCUUUAGUUUCUUUCAGCUUUCCAACCUUACAUUUUUUACUUUGACUAACAGUACAACUCAUGGUUCCUCCUUUCCCGAACUACCACUCAAUUUAAGAAGCUUGCAGGUAGAAAGCCACGCUUCACUAGAACAAGUACCUGAUUUGUCCUACCUCAAACACUUGAAGGAUUUGUACAUAGUCAAAUGCCGCAGCCUUCAAUCUCUCCACAAACUUCCACCUCAUCUUUCACGCCUUACAGUUACUGGAUGUACAAGCCUACAAGACUUUCCAGAUGUGUCAAUGUUGAGAAAUUUAGAACAACUGGAAGUUACUCACAACGGCAGCAAUUUAAAAGUCAAUUUAGAGGAAAAUGACAUUCAGCUAAGAAGUAACCGGUGGUUUACAUUUGAAGCAACUGUACCAAACAAGGAAAUUGCGGAGUGGUUCGACUAUAAAAACAGGGAAGGCUGCACACUAUCUUUUGAAGUUCCCCCGAACUUGGGAGAUGACUUAGUGGGUGUCGCCUUCUGGGUCGUUCAUAAAUGCUCCUGUGACCGAUGGUCAAUAGUUGAAACUGUUAUUACAAAUAAAACACAGGGUAUGACAACUGCCUUGCGCACGGAUACUCAUUAUGGUACAAAGGGUGACCGACAAUCAUCUAUACAUUCCAUAAAGGCAGAGUACAUCUCAAUGAAGAACGGAGACGAAAUUAUGAUUUCUUUUCCUGAAGCAGAAGUGAGUAUGUGUGGCGCUCACAUACUAAAACGUCCUUCCGGCCUAGUCAAAUAAAAUUUUGUCUAAUUUUUUUGCCAGAAAGUAUUGUAUAAUUACAAAGCUUAAAGUUGGGUAAUUCAUCAAAAUUGAAAAUACCAAAUCUAUAAUGUUUAUUCA